GUCAGAUAGGGGCUGGCUGGAUCUUCACGAAUGAGAGGCCUCCCAUAGCAUUGCUGCAGUGGGAAGGUGGGAACAGUACCAUAAACUUUCUUUCCCUGUUCUGGGACAAUCCAAGGAACGAAGACGUCAAGCAGGUGGAUUCCAUUCUAGAUCUUCCCACGUCUGUUCAAGAUGUCUCAGCGAAGCAAAAAGAAGACUUCCAAAAGCGGACAUUCUAAGAACUCAACAGAGCACCCAGUUCUCAGCGGGGCGAAGAUGGAUUCCUUGGGUUUCCAAGCGAUGGAGAGUAACGUUCCUGGGCUGUCCCAAGUUAUCCUUCAGAAACUCAACAUGAAGAAUUAUGAUGAAUAUAGAUCUGCACUGGAGGGCAAAACCCCCUGCAUGGAUUUUGGCAUCCGAUCUUACUUUGAGAUGUUUCAGAAAAUGGAAGACACGUUCAAAUUUUGCGUCGAGUGCAAAAAACUUCCUGAUUCGCUACCUGACCCAAGAAGCCUACGGCGUUGCAAAAGGUGUCAGAAUGUCUACUAUUGUAGUGCUGAUUGUCAACGGUUGAACUGGCCCAGCCACAAAAAAUUCUGCAAGAAACUGAAGCUGGCAGCCCUUGACCGACUUGCAGAAUGGCUUGUCUUCACAGGUGACAUCCCUUUUCCCACAAGUGCAUGGACAAAAAAUACCCAGGACCUGCAAGGCUGGGAAGACUGGUUCUUGAUGCAGGAACAUCUGGAAGAAAAGCUUAGUGCUAUCAAAGCCGGGCGUUACAUGAGCAUCCUCUGGGCCAACGCGGGCAAACCAAAGCCCAACGAAGUGGAGUUGACGGAGUCAAUCAAGAGGGUGACCACAGACUUUGUCUCCAGGCCUGUCACCGUUGGCUUCGGGCUGAGCAUGUUCCAUCUGGAUCCUUACGCCAAGCCCAUCACGGUGCAUGUGGUUGGAGCUUCUCAUGUUGAGACCCUCAACGCUCGGGUGACGGAUUACGAUGAGCUCUCCCAGAUGUUUCCGAAGCACCAAGGCAUAGAGGUGGUCAUGGUGGGGAUGGAUGUGGUAGAUGGUCCCAUCAUGAGACCUCCGCUGGUGGCCUUUGGGCCUCGGCAAAGGGUCUACCUCAGCAGCUACAAGGACCUUUAUCACAACUUCUGGGAAUCACAGGUGGAAACACAGCAAGCGGCGCGACCAGAUCUUGUGGUCGCCUUCCAUGCAGGGUUCCAUGCCUGUCCUGAUCUGAUGGCAAGUUGGCUUCCCACCUUGUUGCUUCUGCGAGACUACAAGAUCCCUUCUUUAUUCACUACGUACAGUGAACAGGAGCUGAAACAUUCCCUCAGGAUCCUGAUGGAGCUGGAGACUCAGAUCAUCAGCUGUGGGGCCAACCCCUUCGCCUCCCUCAAACCGGAGCAGGCCCAUUCAAACCCUAACAAGCCACCGGUCUACGCCAACUCCCACUACCUCAUGUUCCAUGGUCUAGGUGGCCCUCCAGAGGAACAUGACAUAGGAGAACUGGAGGGGGAAGAGGAAGAGAGAUCUCACCAAGCUUAGAACUAGGCAACCUA
Messenger RNA from Pseudonaja textilis, 1544 nucleotides. RefSeq names its product MSS51 mitochondrial translational activator (gene MSS51). Lineage: Eukaryota; Metazoa; Chordata; Lepidosauria; Squamata; Elapidae. The record is from RefSeq and is a predicted model, not a curated record.